This is a messenger RNA of Chlamydomonas reinhardtii, 2836 nucleotides long. RefSeq lists its product as uncharacterized. NCBI's taxonomy places the organism in Eukaryota, Viridiplantae, Chlorophyta, Chlorophyceae, Chlamydomonadales, Chlamydomonadaceae. Bases 843 to 2273 code for a protein of 476 amino acids. The transcript has 5 exons. The record is from RefSeq and is a predicted model, not a curated record.
GUACCGAGCACGACGGCCAUAAUUACUCGUCAUAAUUACUCGCUCAGAUUUGCUCUCGGACGAAUUGCGGUCGACUGCUCUCGUUCUACUGCUCUCGGCUGCUUCGUAGAAAACGUACACAUCUUAAGCACGAAGCACAGGUCCAGAAUACAUACGGACGCUGUCUUGCGCUGGGCCUGGCCAGGCCCAACUCCUAGUUUUCUCGUGCAAUGGCGCCAGGGCCAGUGCCACGCGGAGGUUCUUGUCCUCCGUUUACUAAAAAUGUUGGAGGUGGCUACAAGCUUGGAAUUGCGGUCGUCCUGGAUGAAGAGGGGAAGGCAGAGGAGACAAUACCACCCCCGGGCUGCCUACCGGACAAACCUUGGGACCCUUGCGACUUCCAGCUCCUCAUCAUUGCGGCGGAAUACUGCGCUGCAGUACAGGAGCUGCUGACGUGGACGUUUCCCUCGCCCCUGUGGGAUGGCGCCAAGAAGCACGUGCUAGGGUGCACCAGCGCCUUGGUCUCGGGCCGGGAGCUGCCGCGGCCCGUGUUCGAAGAUGAGGACGGCGGCGAUUUCCCGGACUGGUUUGCUGUCGCGGGCCAUCUGGCAUGGGCCAACUUCACCUACUGCUAUUUCUUUGGGACCAACGACCUUCCCGAUGUGCCGGAUACAGCAGCCGGUAGAGGCCCUGUUGAGAUGGAGCCGGUCGAGCAUACAGCUUACAAGUAGCUGCUCCGGCUGGUGGGCACGCACGGGUGGCACCCAGAGGGCGAGGUGUCGGGCGCCAUCGGGGAGUGGGCCAAGAAGACACGCGAGUGGCUGGACAACAGCCUGGGCGAGGGCUGGACAAGGCAGCAGGCGAUGGAGUCGGAGGCCCGCCAAGUCAACAAGACCAAGUCGCUCAAGAGCGCGGACGCAGGCUCGCCGUUCCUCCCCAUCUACCCCUACCACGUCAACUCGGGGUACAUCGACAACCGUGUCAAGUGCUCGCUGAAGGCUGCGAAGAAAAAGGGCAAGCAGCAGCCGGCCGCCGCCGCCGCCGCGGCUGGGGCGGAGGAGGGGGCCACGAUGGAGCGCAGCGUUCCUGCGGGCUGCUGCGGCCUGCCCGCGGACUACGGCCAGGCCCACAACUGCACGCUGGGCUUCCUGGUCAUCUCCGACGUGUGCAAGGCACUUAAACAGUCGGCGAAGGGCUGGGGCAAGCUGCCAGACAGCGGGGCGGCCCUGCCGGCCUUCCUGUACAAGCACGUACUGAAGCACAAGACCGGCACCAAGGACCGCCCGCCGGUCGAGGCCGAGCACCUGGCGUCCGGCUUCCCGCAGCUGCUGGCCAGCUGCGUGGAGGGCUGGGAGCGCGCGCUUGCGCACGUGCACGGCGUGUGGAUGCCGGCGGUAAUGGAGGCGUAUCAGGACGCCACCACAUCGUCGCCCGAUGUCUGGUACGCGCUGCUGGGCGACGGCGACGGCGCCGCGAGCGCCGCGGGUGUAGCCGCCGCGCCUGGUAGCGGCUCGUGCGCGGCGCAGCUGGUGCGGCCCCCCGGCGUGCCGAGGCCCCAGCUGCUACUGCCGUGCUGCAUCCCACCUGAGAAGAUAGUUAAAUUGGGGGAGGUGGUGGAGGAGCUGGCGGGGGAGCGGGCGGUGCAGAUGCGCGCGGAGUACCAGGCGCGGGUCAAGCAGGAGCAGGAGGAGCAGCAGGAGCGGUCGCCGGGGCCGGUGCCGCCGAGGCCGGACGUGGAAGCGCAGAGCCGGCUGCGGCUGGCGCCGGCAGCAGCAGCCGCAGCGCUCACAACAGGACUGGCCGCGACAGCAGGAGCAAGCGCGCCGCCGGUGGCUCCGGUGUUAGCCUCAGGGCCGCCCGGCCAGGCGGGCUGUGCCGCCGCCGCGGCUUCAUCGGAGGCGUCAGACGCCGUGUUUGUGCCGCAGUUGUACCCACAGCAGCCGGCUGCAGGGCUGUACGGGGUGGCGGCGAUGCACGUGGACAAUCCACACGAGCCGGGCUUGCUGCAGCUUAUGCAAGGCAUGCAACUGGCCCCACCAGCCGCUGUGGCAGCAGCAGCUGUGGGCGCCGGCGUGGGUGUGGGUGCCGGUGCCGGCCAGGCGCCGGUGCCGGGGCCCGUGCCGCUGCUGGGUUUGAUGGAGCGUGUGCGUGUGGCGCUGGUAAAGGACAUGGAGUGGUGCCAGCAGCAGGUGGGCGUAGGGGGGGCGGCAGCGGGGGAUGCGGCGCUGGUCGAGGCGCUUGCGUCGUUGGAGCGGAUGCUUGGAGAGCGGGAGGCGCGGUUGCACGUCUGCUAGUUAACGGACGGAGUGGGAGGGAUGCGCAAAAGAAGUGCAGCUCGCUGGCUGGAUGCGCAGCCGUUGAGGCCUAGCGGACGAUUCGGUUACAGAGGAUGCUGCUGUAGCAGGAUGGGCGUCCUUUGUAUUUGGCAGGUGCUAGGUUGAACAGCAGGCGAGUGGAACUCAACUGGGCCCUAGUCAUCAUUGUGUUGUAGGUUAGACAAGGCCGUAUCGCAUCCACCUUCGACAAUGACCAGUUCCAUGCAUGAGCGAGUCAGGAGUGCUUAGGACAGACCCAGAUGUACACGAGGACGCAACGUGGCUUCGCUUUGCGGGUGGGUCGGCCGUCACGUAUGCAGGCCGCUGCAACUGCGGCACGGACGCAGGCCCACUUUAUGGCACGCAGCAAGAGUUAGCACAAGAACCGUAGCGUGUGCGGGCUUGCUGGAGCUGGAUGAGGGACUAGUAGGAUAGACAGGGAGACGGUGCUCGUGUCGUCGCGUGCUGGUCAUUAGGUAUGUGGGGGAGGGGGGUUGUCUGCAACCAUCGGCCAUACUGGGCCACGGUAACGCCUCGAAACA